Molecule: messenger RNA, 691 nt
Organism: Cuscuta epithymum
Lineage: Eukaryota; Viridiplantae; Streptophyta; Magnoliopsida; Solanales; Convolvulaceae
Source: the annotation of a GenBank genome assembly
CACCCACAUCCCCUGUUCCAUUUUUCCUGCCGACCUACUCCCCUCCAUCUUCUCUCCUUUCUCAUCUAAUAAUUCAUCUCUAUCCUUUCUCAUCUCAUAAUUCAUCUAUCACAUGCUUGGACGUAAUAAUUUUUUCCCCAAUUUCUCCAUGUGUGUCUGCUUAUAAAUAUUUGGAUGGUGAAUCUGCGCAUCUCCGGCGACCGCCGAUGGGCGGUGGCGAAAAUGUUGAGGCAAAGGUAGUUGUGGAGAUGGUGGCGGAGGCGCCGCCAAGAAGCGUCCGGUGUAUGGCAGCAACGUCGGUCAGUGGUGGAAGAGGCGACUCUGAUGAUGACAUUGGUGGCGGUGACAGGUGGUAGAGCCACCAGCGGCAGAGGCAAACGACGCGGCGGUAGAGGCAGACGACGCGGCGGCGGACGACGACGCGGCGGCGGCGGCAGCGGACGACGCGGCGGCGGCAGCGGACGACGCGGCGGAGGCAGUAAUGGAUGAUGGACCGGCGGCGGCAGAGUAGGUGUUUAUUGGCCCGAGGGUUGUGUCCGCGAUUGUCUGUUGUACAUGUACUGUUUAUUUUAUAUAUUUUGAUUUAAAAUAUUAAUAACAAAUGAGGUGCAGAUUCAUUAAGGGCAUUUAUGUCAGGUCAUCCUUUUUUACUUCCAAGAAACUUUACGGAAAGCUCAAGUCCUAUUUGUGC